This is a messenger RNA of Entrophospora sp. SA101, 338 nucleotides long. The record is from the annotation of a GenBank genome assembly. Lineage: Eukaryota; Fungi; Glomeromycota; Glomeromycetes; Entrophosporales; Entrophosporaceae.
AUACGGUGGGACCUGAACAAAUUAUGGAUGUGGUGUCUAGAUGGACUGGAAUACCUGUGACCAGAUUGUCAAAGACGCAAGCUGAGCGACUGCUUGACUUGGCCAAUUCAUUGAAAAAACGAGUAGUUGGGCAAGAUGAAGCAGUCCAGACCAUCACUGAUGCCAUAUUACGUAGCAGAGCAGGAUUAGCAAGAGAGAAUCAACCAUUAGGAUCAUUUCUGUUCUUGGGGCCCACUGGUGUUGGUAAAACCGAACUUAGUAAAGCGCUCGCACAAGAGCUUUUUGAUGAUGAAAAAUAUAUAAUUAGAAUUGAUAUGUCAGAGUAUAUGGAAAGUUAG